ACACAACAAGUCGCGUCGCUUUCUUCCUUCUCCUCCUCCGGAUUCGAAUGCCCCCCUCUAACCCCGCGAUUAGCAGCUCAUUAAUUCCACUCCAAAAUUAAUGCAUCCAUCCAUCGAUAAUAAUCCUCCCAGCCCGAAGCGGAGCGCAGCCACCACACCAACGCGAGCAGCCGCGGAUGCGCUCCAAUUUAUUGCUUUCUCCCCCUCCUCCUCCCCCCACACACAUCCCCUCUCCCCACGAGUAGAGUAGAGUAGAGUAUAGUUGGGUUGCGUUGCGUCCGCGCUCUCCUCGCUCGCCGAUCCGCCGCUUCCAGAAGCUUCCAGAUCCGCCGGCAAUGGUGGUGUAGCGCGGCGAGGGGGGCGAGAUGGGCGGGGGUGGCUUGCUCCUCCCGCUCCUGCUACUGCUCGCCGCGGUCUCCACGCUCCGUGCAAUGGCACCACCUAGUCCAGCUCCAUAUCCAUCAGGAUCCCCAGAUACAAGAUUGCUUGGGCCCCGAAUUUCACCGGCAUUUUCUCCAAGGGCAAUGGCUCCAGAAUCCACUGGCGUUUCGGUGCACCCUCCUUCACAUAAGCACCACAUAAGGCCACAACAUGCUCAUUCACCAUCCCCAUCUCCCCUGCCCCAAGCAGGUUGUACUGAUAACUGCUCGGAUCCAAUGACUACAACACCGAUUGGCUCCCCCUGUGGUUGUGUGCUGCCUAUUAGUGUUAUUGUUGAUCUAGAUGUAGCUCCAUAUUUGCUAUUCAUGCGGAUAGCAGAACUAGAAGUUGAAGUUGCAGCUGGGACGUUUCUUAAACAAAGCCAGGUGAAGAUCAUGGCUGCAAUUCCAAGUAUACAGGAUGAUCAGAAGACCAGGGUGACCAUUUAUUUGGUGCCACUAAGAGAACAGUUUGAUGGCUAUACUGCCUCCCUGAUAUCUGAUAGGUUCUGGAAUAAUAAGAUUCAGAUCAAUUCGUCUAUUUUUGGAGAUUAUGAAGUUAUAAAUGUUACCUAUCCAGGCUUGCGAUCUCCACCACCAUCUCUGCCUGAGACAUCUCAUAAUGAUCCAACUGGAACCGGAGAAGAUCCAAUAACUGCUGAUGUGCACCAUGGGAGGAACAAGAAACUAGAUUCAUGGAUCAUUGUGGUAGUUGUAGGGUCUUCUCUCACACUUAUAGCAGCAUGCAUUGGGCUUGCGAUUUUACUAGUAAAAUGGUAUAAACUUAAACAGCUUCAUGAGGCUGUGAGCCCUGCAACUACCCCAGCAGUCAAUAGAAGAUAUGGUGGCAGAUCAACUUUAUCUGUUAGCAGGGUGAGCUCAGCAUCGGCGUCAAUGCUCUCAACAGUGGCUACUUGCACAACAUCUGUGAAGACAUUUUCACUUGCCCAGCUUGAAAAGGCUACUGAUGGUUUUGAUUCAAAAAGAGUAUUGGGUCAAGGUGGGUUUGGACGUGUCUAUCUUGGGACCAUGGAUGGUGGAGACGAUAUUGCUGUUAAAUUGCUCACCAGAGAGGACAGGAGUGGUGAUCGAGAGUUCAUUGCAGAGGUGGAAAUGCUCAGUCGACUACAUCAUCGGAAUCUUGUCAAAUUGAUUGGCAUUUGCAUUGAGCAGAACAAAAGGUGUCUUGUUUAUGAGCUUAUACGCAAUGGAAGUGUUGAAUCCCACCUUCAUGGUGCUGAUAAGGCUAAAGGCAUGCUGAACUGGGAUGUUAGGAUGAAAAUUGCUUUGGGUGCUGCUAGAGGCUUAGCAUAUCUACAUGAAGAUUCAAACCCUCAUGUUAUACAUCGUGACUUCAAGGGCAGCAAUAUAUUGUUGGAGGAAGAUUUCACUCCUAAGGUUACUGAUUUUGGUUUAGCAAGGGAGGCAACCAAUGGAAUUCAACCCAUUUCUACUAGGGUAAUGGGUACUUUUGGGUAUGUUGCUCCAGAAUAUGCCAUGACUGGGCAUCUUCUUGUGAAGAGUGAUGUCUACAGUUAUGGUGUCGUCUUGCUGGAGCUUUUAUCAGGAAGGAAGCCUGUAUGCAUGUCCGAUACCAAUGGUCCUCAGAACCUUGUGACUUGGGCUCGUCCUUUGCUAUGCCACAAGGAGGGUUUGGAGAGGCUGAUCGACCCUUCUCUGAAUGGCAAUUUCAACUUUGAUGAUGUAGCUAAGGUGGCAUCCAUCGCUUCCAUGUGUGUUCACAAUGAUCCGUCACAGAGGCCAUUCAUGGGUGAAGUGGUGCAGGCACUGAAGCUUAUUUACAAUGAUGCAGAUGAGGCCUGCGAUGAUUCUUACAGUCACAGGGAUUCAUCGUGUGACCAAUACGACGACUACCAUGGUGCCCUGGCCCUCGACAGUGGAAGCGGUAGCUGGUGGAAUAGAAGCUCAAAUCCUUCCGGGUUUUUUGACAAUCGGAACCCACUACCAGUUAUUACCAUGGAAUACAGCUCCGGCCGGAUAGACGGAUUACAUGACCCUCGCUAUCCAUUGUCGACGGGUGCUCAUGUACAAUCACCAGCCCUCCAGAAUAGAUCAGGACCCAUCCGGAUGAAGAAAAAGCUUGCCUCAUUUUACCGGUCUAGAGGUAGCUUCAGCGAGCAUGGGCAGAUGCCUCGCCAUUGAUUAAUAAUCUAGUGUUAGACUGUUAGCUUCAGUUGACUUGGGAUUGAGGCUGUGGGGGGGUUUCUUUUACCUCUCGUUGAUUCUUGCCUCUUGGUUAGUGUACAGUUUUCCCGACAAUCCCGGUGACCCUCUGGUGUGGUGCUGCCGUCACCAGUAUAGAUGUUGUUUUCAUUUGCCUUAAUUUCUGCCUCCCCAAGAAGCAAAUGAGGAUAUGGGGUUGGCAGGUGUUCUCUAAUUUUGCAAAAUUGCGGUUCAUUCCUCAUGCAUCUCAUCUCUGAUUUGUGUAACCUGGGUAGGAAAAUUUCUUGCCAGAAUUCUGGGCAUCAUCUUGUACUGGGUUGUUAAGAAUUGGAUUAUUUGACCCUCCUCUCGUUGCCGAGGCUGUACAUGUCAGGUGUUAGCAUUCCUUCCUAGUAA
This is a messenger RNA of Oryza brachyantha (malo sina), 2999 nucleotides long. Its product is annotated as receptor-like serine/threonine-protein kinase ALE2. Gene Ontology annotation, biological process: protein phosphorylation. The coding region runs from base 366 to 2582 and encodes 738 amino acids. The transcript is spliced from 8 exons. Lineage: Eukaryota; Viridiplantae; Streptophyta; Magnoliopsida; Poales; Poaceae. Gene Ontology annotation, molecular function: protein kinase activity; ATP binding. The record is from RefSeq and is a predicted model, not a curated record.